Messenger RNA from Anoplophora glabripennis (Asian longhorned beetle), 1888 nucleotides. Its product is annotated as putative fatty acyl-CoA reductase CG5065. Gene Ontology annotation, molecular function: alcohol-forming very long-chain fatty acyl-CoA reductase (NADP+) activity. The transcript is spliced from 8 exons. Gene Ontology annotation, biological process: long-chain fatty-acyl-CoA metabolic process. The record is from RefSeq and is a predicted model, not a curated record. Bases 147 to 1715 code for a protein of 522 amino acids. Gene Ontology annotation, cellular component: peroxisome. Lineage: Eukaryota; Metazoa; Arthropoda; Insecta; Coleoptera; Cerambycidae.
CUUUCAUCUCUAGUUUAGUUCUCUCAGAACUGCGGUAGCGGUGCGGUUUUUAAAAACUCGCUUUUCGUUCGACUCGUCAGACAAUUGACCUUGCGCGCACUGUGUUAAUUCAUUAUAUACAGUGGGUAAUUUACACAUUGAUCACCAUGGUGGGCGAAAGUAGUCCUGUGGCGGAAUGGUACCGGGGUAAAAAUGUAUUUAUCACUGGAGCCACUGGCUUCAUGGGAAAAGUUAUGGUCGAGAAAUUAUUAUACGCGUGUACAGGAAUUAAAUCCAUAUACAUUUUAAUUAGGCAUAAAAGAGGAAAGUCGCCGCAACAGAGGAUACAAGAUAUGUGGCAAUUGCCGAUGUUCGAGCGACUAAGGAAAUCACAACCGAAUGCCAUCCAUAAGAUAGUGCCUCUCUGUGGAGAUGUAAAUUCAGAUGGACUCGGCCUGGCGAGAGUUGAUACGGAACUUCUCAUAAACAACGUCAAUGUUGUGUUCCAUAUGGCAGCCACUUUAAAAUUGGAGGCCAACCUAAAAGAUGCCAUUGAACAAAAUACUGUUGGUACAGCCAGGGUUAUUGAUGUGUGCAAGAAGAUUAAAAAUCUGGAAGCCUUUAUACACUUUAGCACGGCUUUUUGUUCUGCAGACAUCGACGUCUUUGAGGAAAGGGUUUACGAGAGUAAAGAUGAUCCCAGGAAAGUUAUAAACGUUACUGACUGGUUGAGCUCUGACAUUCUGGAUAAAGUAACACCAGCAAUAAUUUCACCUCAUCCAAAUACUUACACGUACAGUAAAAGGCUAGCCGAGACGCUUAUUGCAAAUGAAUUGGAUAAUAUGCCUGUUUGCAUCAUACGUCCAUCUAUAGUAAUUCCCUCCGUAGAAGAACCUGUGCCGGGUUGGGUUGAUAGCCUCAAUGGUCCUAUUGGACUUAUAGUUGGUGCAGGAAAGGGAGUUAUUCGUUCAAUGCAUUGCAAGGGCGAAAAUAGUGGCCAAUUUAUACCUGUGGAUUAUGCUAUUAACGCCAGUAUUAUAAUAGCGCAGUUAAUAGCAACUUCCAAGAAAAAACCAAAAGAGGUGCCUGUCUACAAUUUGACGCAGGAUGCGCUAUUGAAAAUAACGUAUAGAGAAAUAAUAGAUAUGGGAAGAAAUAUUGCUUACGAACAUCCAUUUGAAAUGCAGAUAUGGUACCCCGAUGGUGACAUUAGAUCCUCAAAAAUUAUUCACACUAUAUACAGCAUAUUUUUUCACUGGCUUCCGGCUCUUCUAAUUGAUUUCUUAUUGCUCAUUUUUGGACAAAAGAGAUUUAUGAUACGGAUUCAAAAGAAAAUACACGAUGGACUUGGACUAUUGGAAUUCUUCUCUGUUCGUGAAUGGUACUUUAAAAGUGAACGAUUCGUUGGUUUAAAUGAUCUUAUAACAGAUGUGGACAAAAAAAUGUUUACAACUGCAGAUUUUACUAGAAUACCUAUACAAGAGUACCUGACGCGAGCUCUCCUGGGUACUAGGCAGUACUGUUUGAAGGAAGAUUUGUCGUCGCUACCAAGAUGUCGCCAGAAACAGAAACUAUUAUACGUUCUUCACAUAUUCUGCGUUUAUGGAUUCUAUUUCUACAUUUUUUACCUUCUCAGUUGUUAUUUCACUCCAGUCCAACGGAUUUUUGACACAGCUAGAGAUUACUUGAGUUACAUUCCAGGAGUCAACGCUAUCAUUAAACCAUCGUCAAGUUAAUAUUAAUCAGAAUUAAAAUAGGGGAAAAUUUGGGAUUUUCAGUCACCGUCAUCACCUCAUCAUUUCAUUGUCAAAUAAAUAACAUAUAUUUUAUAGAGUAGUGGAUGCGUUAAUACUAACAAUUUUGUACUUUUGUAUUAUAAAAACAUUAAUAAACUGUUAGUAUAUAAAUA